Messenger RNA from Neltuma alba, 1554 nucleotides. RefSeq names its product protein DETOXIFICATION 14-like. Gene Ontology annotation, molecular function: xenobiotic transmembrane transporter activity; antiporter activity. Gene Ontology annotation, cellular component: membrane. The coding region runs from base 1 to 1554 and encodes 517 amino acids. Gene Ontology annotation, biological process: xenobiotic detoxification by transmembrane export across the plasma membrane. The transcript has 8 exons. The record is from RefSeq and is a predicted model, not a curated record. Lineage: Eukaryota; Viridiplantae; Streptophyta; Magnoliopsida; Fabales; Fabaceae.
AUGCGUGCUGUUAGACUCUUCUAUUUCAACAUUGAAGAUCUUAUUAUAGGAGUGCUUGUGAGCGAGCCAGAGGAAGAAAAAUGGAAAAGGGACUCUUGGAGAAAAACAAAGCUGGUGAAUGAAGAGGAUCAUCUAUCCAUAACAUGGCGUGUGUUUGCUCAAGAAGUGAAAGCAGUUUGUUGUGUAGCAGGGCCUAUGGUGGCUGUGAAUGCGUCAACCUUCUUUCUGCAAACCAUCGCUUUGAUGAUGGCGGGUCACUUGGGAAAACUUGCUCAAUCUAGCACUGGUGUUGCCAUUUCACUUUGUGCUGUCACUGGCUUUAGCGUCAUCUUUGGAUUGGCUUCUGCACUUGAAACAUUAUGUGGGCAAGCCUAUGGAGCUAAACAAUAUAAGAAGUUUGGUGUUCAAAUUCAAACUGGCAUCUUUUGUCUUAUUUUAUGUUGUCUUCCUCUGUGUGUCUUGUGGCUAAACUUGGGGAAGCUGCUGGUUUUACUUGGUCAAGAUCCUUUAAUUGCACAUGAAGCAGGCGAAUUUGCAGUUUGUUUGAUUCCUGCGCUCUUUGGGUAUGCAAUACUUCAAGCCCUAGUUCGAUACUAUCUUAUGCAGAGCUUGAUCACCCCUCUUGUUCUCUCUUCUUCAUUUAUCAUCUGCUUCCACAUAGUUUUCUGUUGGACAAUGGUUUUUAAAUCUGGAAUGGGUCGUUUUGGCGGAGCGUUUGCCAUUGGUAUUUCAUAUUGGUUGAAUGUGAUCUUGCUUGCGUUAUAUAUGAAAUUCUCUGAUUCUUGUGCAAAGACUCGGACUCCUAUAUCUAUGGAGCUUUUCCAAGGCAUUGGAGAGUUCUUUCGCUUCGCUAUUCCUUCAGCUAUAAUGGCUUGCCUCCAAUGGUGGUCAUAUGAAGUGACGACAUUGCUCGCUGGUCUUCUAAGGCCAAACCCAGAGCUUGAAACUUCAAUCUUAGCUGUUUGUGUAUCAAUGAAUGUUACAAUCUAUUCCAUACCAGAAUCAAUUGGUUCAGCAGCCAGCACAAGAGUUUCAAAUGCAUUAGGAGCUGCAAGUCCAGAAUCGGCGCGAGUAUCUGCUUUAUGUUCUAGGAUUCUAGCAACGUGUGAGGCUCUUUUAGUGAGCUCAAUCGUUUUUGUGAGCCGUAAUGUUUUGGGUAAUGUUUUUAGCAGUGAGCCUGAAGUGAUACAUUACGUGAAAGACAUAGCUCCUCUGUUAGUCAUGUCUGUUUUUGUGGACUCCUUACAAGGUACCCUUACAGGAAUUGCUAGGGGAAGUGGGUGGCAGCACAUAGGGGCAUAUGUGAAUUUUGGAUCUUAUUAUGUGGUUGGCAUUCCACUGGCUGCAAUAUUGGGUUUCUGGGUAGGCAUGAGAGGAAAAGGCCUUUGGCUUGGAAUAACGACUGGUACAAUCUGCCAAGUGAUUGUGCUAUUGAUCAUAAUCGGUCAUACAGAUUGGAUAAAAGAGGCAAGACAGGCUAGGGAGAGGACAUUGCAGAGAACAUUGGAGGAAGAAGAAGAGGAAAAUGGUUUGAUUUCGGCAACAAGAGUGUAG